Naegleria fowleri is the source of this 393-nucleotide messenger RNA. RefSeq lists its product as uncharacterized. Bases 1 to 393 code for a protein of 130 amino acids. The record is from RefSeq and is a predicted model, not a curated record. NCBI's taxonomy places the organism in Eukaryota, Heterolobosea, Eutetramitea, Acrasida, Naegleriidae. The transcript has a single exon.
AUGGGAGCGUGUGCUGCAUUGGAUGGAUUGUAUCGUCGAUGUAAAUAUGGAGGAUCUUAUUACAUGACCACUUCAUUGACCAAAUACAAUGAUUGGUUACAAGAGUUGGGCAUGUAUCCAGAGGAAGUGGUAAAGGAGUUGGUUCAAUCUUUUGGAGUUUCAUACCCUUGCCAUGACAACAUGAUGGCUCAAACAACCAAAACCCUCGGCGGCUUGGUGAAGAAAAUUCCACAAAUAAUGGUGGGAAAUUUUGGCAAAUUUGAAGAGACACCUUUUGGAAUUCCAGUCAAGUAUUUGAAACAUGUUAUUUCGAUUCGUGGCACGGUGAAUGAGUUUUUGUGCCCUCCAAGACCGCACGGAUAUGGUAAGCCAGAAUUUCCAAAAUACCGAUAA